Messenger RNA from Xylaria bambusicola, 544 nucleotides. RefSeq lists its product as uncharacterized. Lineage: Eukaryota; Fungi; Ascomycota; Sordariomycetes; Xylariales; Xylariaceae. The record is from RefSeq and is a predicted model, not a curated record. Bases 157 to 438 code for a protein of 93 amino acids. The transcript is spliced from 2 exons.
AGACGUCGGAGAUGGUAAUUGAGAGGCAGAGGCUAUGGUGUACAGAAGGUGCCUAGUCGACUUUGCUGACCUGUGGACUUCAGCGCUGUCGACAGCCAAUCUGCUCAGCUUCCAAGCCACGGUAACGACUAUUGAUUCUUCUGCAUCAAUACUAUAAUGGGCUGGCUUCCCAUCUUCGGCAUGGGUGUUCCUGUUGGGGUUGCAUCAUACUACCCAGAUUCGACCGUGGUGAUGGCAUUUUGCCCCCAGUCGUGGGGCAUCCGGAGCCGAUGCUCGGCAGAUUUUUGGCAUAUAUGUAUGUCCCCUAAACGCAUUAGGAAGCAAUGGCCGAUUUCACGCGAUUCAUGGAGCGACAAAGAGUCCACAGGCAUGUUUGAGUGCUUUUCAGCCAAGCUGUUUCGACUCGUCUACUGGUACGCUUAUAAAUCCAUGGUCUAAACUAAUGGCAGUCAAGAAAAACCUUUCACAUCUCCCAUGUAUGAUGUGAUUGCCCACAAUGCGCGAGUAUAUAAACGGUUGUGCCCAUCCCUUGACUGUUUCAGCU